Pisolithus orientalis is the source of this 2473-nucleotide messenger RNA. RefSeq names its product STE STE20 YSK protein kinase. Lineage: Eukaryota; Fungi; Basidiomycota; Agaricomycetes; Boletales; Pisolithaceae. The record is from RefSeq and is a predicted model, not a curated record. The coding region runs from base 142 to 2187 and encodes 681 amino acids. Gene Ontology annotation, molecular function: ATP binding; protein kinase activity. The transcript has 6 exons. Gene Ontology annotation, biological process: protein phosphorylation.
ACGUUUAUCAAUCACACUCGUGCUGCCCUCUGUCGUCUUUUCACUGUCUUCCAGCAAAGGUAUCGAGCCUGCGUUCGCUACCAUACUACUCUCACCCCGACAGACUGUCGUUCGUGAGCAAAACUGAGGACGUCGCCAAGCAUGACAUCCUCUCCCCCAGUGUCUCCACGGUUGAGCCCGGAUGGAGGAGGUGCGGCCGGUGACCCAUACCCUGUUUCCAGCAACGACCCCGCCACUCAAUAUACCAUGCUCGAGAAACUUGGCACCGGCAGCUUUGGCGUCGUUUACAAGGCAAUGCACAACGAGACGAAGCAAAUUGUUGCCAUCAAGCAGAUUGACCUCGAAGAUUCCGACGAUGACAUCCUAGAGAUCCAACAAGAAAUCGCUAGCCUGGCGCAGUGCGAUUCGGAAUACGUCACCCGUUACUACGGGUCUUUCGUCGUCGCUUAUAAGCUCUGGAUUGUCAUGGAGUACCUCGCGGGUGGCUCCUGUCUUGACCUGCUGAAGGCGGGACCAUUCUCCGAAGCUCACAUCGCCGUUAUCUGCCGUGAACUUCUGCACGGCCUGGAUUACUUGCAUUCAGAAGGCACCAUCCAUCGCGACAUCAAGGCUGCCAAUGUCUUGCUUUCAGCUACUGGCAAAGUCAAACUGGCCGACUUUGGUGUUGCCGCGCAACUGACAAGUACCCUCAGACACACUUUUGUCGGCACCCCCUUCUGGAUGGCUCCAGAGGUCAUUCGUCAGGCCGGGUACGAUGCAAAAGCAGACAUGUGGAGUCUAGGUAUUACAGCAAUCGAGAUGGCCAAAGGAGAGCCACCGUUGGCAGAGUACCACCCAAUGCGGGUGCUUUUCCUUAUACCCAAGGCAAAACCACCGGUGCUCGAUGGCAACUUUAGCCCGGCCUUUAAGGAAUUUGUUUCUUUGUGUCUCACGAAGGAUCCCGCAAAGCGCCCUACUGCAAGAGAACUCCUACAGCAUAGAUUCAUCAAGGGAGCGAAGAAAACGUCGUACCUUACUGAGCUCAUUGAACGUUAUCAGGAAUAUCGCGUUCAGUCGCGACCGAAAGCACAAGUAUACUCACCGACAGUUUGUGGUACCAUUAACUGGGAGAACAACGAUACUAUUCGCAGCGACUGGAACUUCGACACCAUUAAAUCCACAUCUGUGAUGGGGACGUUCAGGAGUGCAGCCAAAGACCUUGUGCCUGAAAUAGAAAUCGACGACUUGACAGUGGACGACCAGUCGGUAUAUGAAGAAGAUCAAGAGUCCUUCGAUACCGGAGGCGCAGUCAAAGGAAGCACCAUCAUAGAUCCAAAUUCCGUCAGAAUAAACUCGCGUGCGACACACUCGACUGUCAGAAUCAACGUUGUUCCCCAAGAUGGUGAUGCCUCAGCGGAGAGCGCCGAUCUUGUAACCUCCUUACAAGAUAGCCAAACCGAGACCCUUGGCGCACCUCCAGCUUACAGUGGUUCAGUGCGGUCUCCAAGGCGCUCCUCAUAUGCAGCACGACACAAGACGACUGGUGCUGGUACCGUCAUGCGAGAGGCAGACCUAGGCACUGGCCUGGAUACCAUUCGCCCAAUUAAGAAAGUCGACACUACCAGCUCUUUGAAACAUUCGGCAGAGUACGUGGGGAGCAUACGUAGCAAAGAUGAUGUUCCUUUGUCCCCUACGUCACCAACAUCACCUUCGAAAAACCGAGUACCCCCGAAGCGGAGACCAGGCGAGUCUGAGAAGGCGGGAAGGGCAAUGAUCAACGAUGUUGUCCUUCCUGUUCUUCAAAACGCCAUUUGCGACGACAUGGACGCCCGGGAGAUCGAGUCGCUAAGCAUGAUAACCCGAGGGUUUACGGACUUGAGGGACAUCAAUCCAGCCCUUUCUUACAGCGUUAUCCUCGACAUCCUAUCCGGUAUUAACGAGAACCCUGUAGUGCGACAGCACGUACAGACCGCUCGUGGUCUUUUCCCCCAUAAGCGGAUCAUCCGCAAAAGUGAGAUGACCGCAAAGGGUCUCGUUGUCACCGAAGUUCAAGAAGAUGUUUCCGGUCUGCCAGUGGACUCCAGCGCGUCAGCCCCAGGAAAGACAGAUGACACUACUCAGAUGCGGAAAUCACCGAUCGCCGAGUUACUUUACAUGCGUUGGUUGGAAGGUCUUCGGAUCAAGUGGCCAAGCAUCCUGUCAUCAUGAUCGCGCAUCCAGCUCUCAGUGUUGCAGUUUCCUUGUGAAGUAUCUUCCGCUACUAUACCUAACUAUCGGCUUCGUGUACUUCCGCCCUUGGCUAUGUGGUGGAUCUCUGCCACGGGACUACGUACGUUGCGCUUCCCGCUUCCAGCGUCGAUGUUCUUUCGUCGUGAUCACGUUUGUUGUAUGGUUCUUCGCUAUAUGUCUACAUCUUUUACACCACACACACGGCCUUCUUUGGCACAAGGACCCUUCGUCCGUUUAGCGUAAUGAAUCGCGUUGAGCUUGCUUU